Molecule: messenger RNA, 3252 nt
Organism: Baudoinia panamericana UAMH 10762
Lineage: Eukaryota; Fungi; Ascomycota; Dothideomycetes; Mycosphaerellales; Teratosphaeriaceae
Exons: 3
Coding region: 1-3252 (1083 amino acids)
Biological process (GO): protein quality control for misfolded or incompletely synthesized proteins; mitochondrion organization; protein catabolic process
Cellular component (GO): mitochondrial matrix
Molecular function (GO): ATP binding; serine-type endopeptidase activity; ATP-dependent peptidase activity
Source: RefSeq, a predicted model, not a curated record
AUGAUACACGGGAGGAACUUGCUGCGGCGACAGUCGCUACAUCACGCCGGUCAGAGAUCAUAUAGCGCAGCGCCGCCACUGUGUAGGGCAUGUCAGGCCCGAGUCCGAUCGCCGCCUUCUCUACCGUUACUCAGAAGACCAACAGCUGGUCACCCACACCUCCUCCGACCUGCGUCGUCUGCGUCACGCGACUUCUCGUUAUCAACAGCACGGCGGAAAGACAAGGCUCCCGGCGAUGAAGGCAGCGAUGCUGCUAAGGAGACCACGGAUGAGGGGACAGACCGAUCGAGGCAGGAUGAGGAGAACAUUGAAGCCAAGAGUAAAGCGCCAGAACCUUCGCCCAUCACGCCUGCAGUAGACGGCAAAGCAUCCAGUGCAGGAGGAUCAGGUGGCAGCGACUCAGGCGCAGGUAGUGGCGAUGGCGGUAGCCGCAAGCGCAAGGCUCAAGGCCGUGAGCUGGCAAAGCCAUCUGUUCCCGAUGUGUACCCUCAGGUGAUGGCUAUACCUAUUGCGCAACGGCCACUGUUCCCAGGCUUCUAUAAAGCGAUCACAAUCCGAGAUCCGAAUGUCGUUGCAGCUGUGCAACAGCUGCUGAAAAUGGGCCAGAGUUAUGUUGGUGCGUUCCUGCUGAAAGAUCAAGAAAGCAGCCAGGACGUGAUCAACGAUCCCAGUGAGGUAUACGAUGUCGGCACGUUUUGCCAGAUUACCGGCGCAUUUCCAGCCGGACACGGAGACGACAAGGCGCUGCAAGCUGUGCUAUAUCCGCAUCGACGAAUACGACUGAGCGAGCUUUUGCCACCUCACCGUGCUCCGCCUGCAGCGCCGCAGAAGGGUGGUGUGACGGCGAGUUUCGAAGAGCAGCAGAAGGAUGAGAACAAGGAGUCUGCCGAGCAGCAGCCGAAAGCGCUUGAAGUGGCUUCCCCAACGGCCUUUCUCAGAACGUGGCCUGUCAGCUUGGUGAAGGUGGAGAACUUGGUGGAUGAGCCCUUCGACAAGCGGUCUCCUACCAUCCGCGCGCUGAUCUCCGAGAUUGUCAAUGUCUGCAAAGAGAUCGGUAACGUCAACCACCUCUUCCGUGACCAUGUCUCUGCGUUUGCCAUGUCGCAGUCUGCUGCCAACAUCGCUGAGGAGCCUGCCAAGCUUGCCGACUUCGCCGCAGCCGUUUCCGGCGGCGACAUGGAAGAGACCCAAGCGGUGCUUAGCGCGCUGAACAUUGAGCAGAGGCUCAGCAAGGCGCUGGAAGUGAUUAAGAAGGAGCACAUGAAUGCCCAGCUUAGUAACAAGAUCUCUAAAGACGUAGAAAGCAAGAUUCAAAAGCGGCAGCGAGAAUACUGGCUUAUGGAGCAGAUGAAGGGCAUUAGGAGAGAGCUAGGCUUGGAGUCCGAUGGCAAGGACAAGCUGGUGGAGAAGUUCAAAGAGAAAGCCACCAAGCUUGCAAUGCCGGAGGCGGUGAAGAAGGUUUUCGAUGAAGAAAUCAACAAGCUUGCGCAUCUUGAGCCGGCAGCAAGCGAGUUUAACGUGACGCGAAACUACCUUGACUGGCUUACGCAGAUUCCAUGGGGCCAGCGCAGUGCGGAAAACUUUGGCAUUAAGCAUGCGCGUGAAGUAUUGGACGACGACCACUACGGUUUGAAGGACGUCAAGGACCGCAUUCUGGAGUUCAUCGCUGUUGGAAAGCUACGAGGCACCGUGGAAGGCAAGAUUCUGUGCAUGGUUGGUCCGCCCGGUGUUGGCAAGACCAGUAUUGGCAAGUCCAUUGCACGCGCACUCAACAGGCAGUACUACCGCUUCUCUGUCGGUGGGCUUACCGACGUGGCAGAGAUCAAGGGUCAUAGGAGGACUUACGUCGGCGCGCUGCCGGGCCGCAUAAUCCAAGCACUGAAGAAAUGCCAGACUGAGAAUCCUCUGAUACUCAUCGAUGAAGUAGAUAAGAUUGGACGAGGACAUCAAGGCGAUCCUUCGAGUGCGCUUCUGGAGCUGCUUGAUCCGGAACAGAACAGCAGCUUCCUCGAUCAUUAUAUGGAUGUACCCGUCGAUUUAUCAAAGGUACUUUUCGUGUGUACGGCGAACAUGACCGAUACCAUUCCGCGGCCGCUGCUUGACCGUAUGGAGAUGAUCGAAUUGUCGGGCUACGUUUCCGAUGAAAAGAUGGCCAUCGCAGACCGCUAUCUUGCGCCUCAGGCCAAGGAGAUGUCUGGCCUUAAGGACGUUGACGUGCAGCUUGAGAAGGACGCCAUCGUCGAGCUCAUCAACAAAUACUGUCGCGAGUCUGGUGUCCGCAACCUGAAAAAGCAAAUCGAGAAGGUGUACCGGAAGUCUGCGCUCAAGAUCAUUCAGGAUCUGGGCGAGGAGGUUUUCGCCGAAGACAAGGCAUUGACGGAAGAAGGCAAGCAGGCACAAGACGAAGCGAAGAAAGACCAGACGGAUGUCAAAGACACUCCAAGCGAGGAGCAGAUGGAAAAGGAAACGUCUGAGAAGCCGCGAGUGGCAUUGAAGGUUCCGGAGAACGUGCAUGUUAAGAUCGACAAGGACAACCUGAAGGACUACGUAGGACCGCCAGUAUUCACGAGCGAUCGUUUGUACGACACAACGCCGCCUGGUGUCGCUAUGGGCCUGGCAUGGACGCAGAUGGGUGGCGCGGCGCUCUACGUUGAGAGCAUACUAGAAACCGCGCUCUCGUACAGCUCAAGGCCCGGACUAGAGCGGACCGGCAACCUCAAGCCCGUGAUGAAGGAGAGUACGCAGAUUGCGUACUCUUUCGCAAAAGGGCUUGUGGCCAGACACUACCCAGGCAACAAGUUCUUCGAAAAGGCCCGGAUACAUCUGCAUUGUCCCGAGGGCGCGGUGCAAAAGGACGGGCCCUCAGCAGGUAUAACCAUGGCAACGUCCUUGCUGUCACUGGCAUUGAAUCAACCUUUAGAUCCCACGAUUGCGAUGACUGGCGAGCUCACAGUCACUGGUAAGGUGCUUAGGAUAGGUGGACUGAGAGAGAAGACUGUUGCUGCACGGAGGGCCGGUGCGAGCAUGAUCAUUUUCCCGCGCGACAACACUUCGGAUUGGCUGGAGCUGCCUGAGAACAUUAAGGAAGGCAUAGAAGGUAAACCCGUUGAUUGGUAUCAAGAUGUCUUCAACCUGGUGUUCACGAACGUGGACGAAUCGGCAGCGAACCGAUUGUGGAAGAAGGAGCUGAGACGGCCACCUAAGGAGGAGCGAGAAAAGGAUGAAGAGGACAGUGGAUUCGAGAGCAACUAG